Messenger RNA from Monosiga brevicollis MX1, 5616 nucleotides. RefSeq lists its product as uncharacterized. The record is from RefSeq and is a predicted model, not a curated record. Lineage: Eukaryota; Choanoflagellata; Craspedida; Salpingoecidae. The transcript is spliced from 3 exons. Bases 1 to 5616 code for a protein of 1871 amino acids. Gene Ontology annotation, molecular function: protein binding; ATP binding; cytoskeletal motor activity. Gene Ontology annotation, cellular component: cytoskeleton; myosin complex.
AUGCUGACCAAGGCUGAGGACUACAACUACCUUACCGGUGGCAACUGCACCGUCCUGCCCAAUGUCGAUGAUGUUGAAGAGUGGGGUUCCAUCGUCGGCGCCAUGAAGGUGCUGGGCUUCUCCGACCAGGACCAAGACAACGUCUUCAAGCUUGUGGCCUCCUUCCUCCAUCUGGGCAAUCUUGAAUACGAUGCCACCACCAUCAGCAACAUGGAAGGCUCGGACAUUGUGGACACCACGCCUCUCGAAGCCGCCUGCAAGCUUAUGGAGCUAGACUCGGACCCCAUCGCCGAGGCGCUUACCAUUGCCACCCAGGUCACGCGUGGUGAGGUCAUCAAGAAGCCCCUCAGCGUCGAAAAGGCAAUCGACGUCCGUGACGCCUUUGUCAAGCAGGUCUACGGCCGUGUUUUCAUCUGGCUCGUCGACAAGAUCAACCUCGCCAUCUACAAGGAGGGCAGCGGCGGUGCCCGCUACAGCAUUGGCGUCCUGGACAUCUUUGGCUUUGAAAACUUUGGUGUCAACUCCUUUGAGCAGCUUUGCAUCAACUUUUGCAAUGAAAACCUGCAGCAGUUUUUCGUCCAACACAUUUUCAAGCUCGAGCAGCUCGAGUACGACAAGGAGUCUAUCAACUGGUCCAAGAUUGAGUUUACGGACAACCAGCCCGUCCUGGAUAUGAUUGCCGAAAAGCCCAUGAACAUUCUGGCUCUGGUCGAUGAGGAAUCAAAGUUUCCCAAGGGUACGGACGAGUCCCUCCUGACCAAGCUGCACAGCAAUCACGAGUCGAACGACCUCUACGUCAAGCCCCGCUCGCGUCAGGAUCCCAACUUUGGUAUCCAACACUUUGCCGGCCAGGUCUUUUACCUGUCCAACGGCUUUUUGGAGAAGAACCGUGACACCUUUAGCAACGAUCUCCUCCAGAACAUUGUCAUGUCCCCCAACGAGUUCCUGGUCGACCUCUUUGCCCAAGAAGCCAAGGCCGGCAGCGAGACGCGCGCCAAGAAGGCUACCUUGGCUGGCCAGUUCAAGCGCUCCCUCGAUGCCCUCAUGAAGACCCUCGGUGCCUGCAACCCCUUCUUCGUCCGUUGCAUCAAGCCCAAUGAGAACAAGCGCCCCAACGAGUUUGAUCGCUUGCUUUGCACGCGCCAGCUCCGUUACUCGGGUAUGAUGGAGACAAUUCGCAUCCGCCGCGCCGGCUACCCGAUUCGUCAUCUCUUUGAGGCGUUCGUGCGUCGCUACCGCCUUCUCGACCCCUCAGUGCCCCCGCCUGGUGGCGACGACCGUGCCUCCUCGGAGAAGCUCGCUGCCAGCGUUCUGGGUCCCGCUGAGAACGCCGACUGGCAGAUGGGUACUACCAAGAUCUUCUUCAAGGACCACCACGAUCAAGAGCUCGAAAAUGCCCGUGAACGCGUCUUCACCAGCAAGGCCGUGGUCCUCCAGCGCAUGCUUCGCGGUGCCUUUGCACGUGAGCGUUUCAUCAAUAUGAAGUCCUCUAUGGUGACCAUUCAGGCUGCACUCCGCACCUACCUGGCCACCGAGCGUCUCAAAGCCAUGCGUACCGGCUUUGGCCGCCUCCAGGCCAUGAUCAAGGCUCGCAAGCUGAGCCAAGAUUUUACGGCCCUCCGCACCCGCAUGGCUGGCCUUCAAAUGUAUGUGCGCGGCUUUGUGGCCCGCCGCACCUUUACUGGCAUCGUCGAUGCCGUCUCGCGACUCCAGGCUGUCUUCCGCAUGGUACUCGACAUCCAGCGCACCAAAUUCCUGCAGGACGAAUACCGUGCUGAGCGCGCCCGCCAAGAUGCCAUCAAGGCCGGUCUCCAACAAGAGGAGGCUGAGCGUCAAAAGCAAGAGGCCAUGCGCAAGAUCCAGGAGGAGAAGGAGCGCAAGCACCGUGAGGCCGAAGCAAAGCGCCAGGAAAUUGAGCAGGCCGAGGCCGACCGCGCCAAGCGCGAGAACCAGGAAGUCAACGACUCUGCCUUGGUUGACGAGAUGUUUGGCUUUGUGGACGAGGAAGAAGGUGCCAAGGGUGAUGGGCCCAUGGGAUUUGCUGACCUGCCGCAAGGCCAGGGCGACGACGACGGCUUUGGUUUCGGCGACUCGCGCGUCAUCCCCGAUAUGGACGAGGACAUCUCGUCCUUCAAGUUCACCAAGUUUGCCUCCACCUACUUCCAGGGCAACACAAACGCCUUUUACAUCCGCCGCCCCCUCAAGCAGCCCUUGCUCAACCUGACCUCGCCCUCUGACCAGCAAGCUGCGCUCUCCGUCUGGAUUACCAUCCUUCGCUUCAUGGGAGACAUGCCCGAGCCCAAGUACGUCCAGGCCAACGAGGCCAGCGACCAAAGCCAGUCCGUUAUGGGCCGUAUGUACAAGACGCUUGGACGCAACCGGCGCUGCUGCUGGUGGUGCACCCGAGGAAGACAAGCGCGAAAAGUCGAUUCGCCGCAAGUUGGCCAGCAUGACGCUGCGCAAGAAGUCCAAGAUGAGCCGCGAAAUGCAAGAGCAAACCGCCCCACCACUAACUUGGAAAAGCUGCACUUUAUCAUUGGCCACGGCAUCCUGCGCCCCGAGCUGCGUGACGAGAUCUACUGCCAAAUUUGCAAGCAGCUCACCCAAAACCCCAGCAAGUCGAGCCACGCCCGUGGCUGGAUCCUGCUCUCUCUUUGCAUUGGCUGCUUUGCGCCCUCGGACAAGUUUGUGAAGUACCUCCGCUGCUUCAUCAGCGAGGGUCCCCCAGGCUACGCCCCUUACUGCGAGGAGCGCCUCAAGCGCACGCAGCUCAACGGCACCCGCCACCAGCCCCCGAGCUGGCUCGAGCUGCAGGCAACCAAGAGCAAGAAGCCCUUGAUGCUGCCCAUCACCUUCAUGGAUGGCAACACCAAGACACUUCUGGCCGACUCGGCCACCACGGCUUCGGAGCUUUGUGAUCAGCUCGCUGAGAAGAUUGGUCUCAAGGACAAGUUUGGGUUCAGCCUCUACAUUGCCCUCUUUGAUAAGGUCUCAUCCCUGGGCAGUGGCGGUGACCAUGUCAUGGACGCCAUCUCCCAGUGCGAACAGUACGCCAAGGAGCAGGGUGCCCAGGAACGCAAUGCGCCUUGGCGCCUUUUCUUCCGCAAGGAGAUCUUUGCGCCCUGGCACAACCCGGCCGACGAUGCCGUUGGUACCAACCUCAUUUAUCAACAGGUGGUGCGUGGCAUCAAGUUUGGCGAGUACCGCUGCGAAAAGGAGGACCAGCUUGCUGAGAUCGCGGCCAAGCAGUUUUACGUCGAGUACGGCCCCAACAUGGACUCGGAGCGCCUGCUGCGCCUCGUGCCCUCGUACAUUCCAGACACAGCUCUGCAGUCGCGCUCCGCCGACAAGUGGGCGCCCAAGAUUGAAAAGUGCCACGCCAAGGGCGAAUACACCAAACACUCGUGGCCGGCACAGAAGGUCAAGGAACAAGUGGUCGACUUUGCUCGUACCGAGUGGCCGCUUCUCUUCUCUCGCUUCUAUGAGGCCUACAAAUUCUCUGGCCCCUCACUGCCCAAGAAUGACGUGAUCAUUGCCGUCAACUGGACCGGCGUCUACAUUGUGGAUGACCAGGAGCAUGUCUUGCUUGAAUGCUCCUAUCCGGAGAUCACCAACGUCUCGAGCAGCCGCACGGGCAAGUCCUCGGGUCAGAGUUUCACCAUCACCACCAUCAAGGGCGAUGAGUACACUUUCACCUCGACCAAUGGCGAAGACAUUCGGGAUCUCGUGCUUGGGUUCCUCGAAGGCUUGCGCCAUCGCUCCAAGUUUGUGGUGGCCAUGCAAGACUACUCGGCCCCUGGGGAAGGUUCCUCCUUCCUGAGCUUCAAGAAGGGCGAUUUGAUUUGCCUGGACAAUGAUGAUGGCCAUGCCGUCAUGCACUCGGGCUGGUGCUUUGGCCGCUGUGACCGCACGGGCGAGGAGGGCGACUUCCCAGCCAACUGCGUCUACGUCCUGCCCACGGUCAUCAAGCCCCCGCAAGAGGUACUGGCCCUCUUCUCGGACAACAGCGAUGCGGCUGCCGAUGCUCUGGUGGACGCUUUGCAGAUUGACGACGAAGAUGAGGGCGAGGCGUACUCGCUGGAGCAGUUUGCUCUCGAACACUUCCGUGCCCCGUCCAAAAAGUCCUUGACGCGCACGUUGAGUCGCCGAUCGCGCAAGGGCGGUGCCUCGUCCAACCCUUGGAGCUACUCGCGUGAGGUCUUGAAGCAACCGUUGCUCAAGAAGGUUUGUGCCCACGAAGAGCUUAGCGUGAAGGCCGUGCAAAUUUUCCAGGCCAUCAUGAAGUACAUGGGUGACUACCCGUCCAAGAAGGCGCGCAUCAGCACCGAGCUGACUGAUGUCAUCUUUGAGGCGCCCCUAGCCCAUGAAAUGCUGCGCGACGAGGUGUACGUCCAGCUCAUCAAGCAGCUCACAGACAACAAGACACGCAUCUCCGAAGAGCGUGGCUGGGAGCUCCUUUGGCUGUGCACUGGUUGUUUCCCCUGCUCGAAUCUUCUGCAAAAGGAGGUGACUGCCUUCCUGCGGUCCAAGGCCUCGCGUCAUCCUCUGGCGCAGGAAUGCCAAUCUCGCGUGGCCAAGGCCAUCCGCAACGGCCCCCGCAAGUACCCGCCGCACAUUGUCGAAGUGGAGGUCAUUCAGAACAAGAAAGUGACCAUCAACCACAAGGUAUACUUCCCUGACGAUUCCAACCUCUCGUUUGAAGUGGAGUCGUCCACGCGUGCCAAGGACUUUUGUGCCAGCAUCGGGGAAAAACUUGGUCUACAGACGACCGAGGGUUUCUCGCUCUUCGUCAAGAUUGCGGACAAGGUGAUCAGUGUGCCCGAGGGUGACUUCUUCUUUGACUUUGUUCGUCAUCUGACCGAGUGGCUGAAGAAGACAAAGCAAGGCACCGCGCCCAAGGAUCAGAUGGUCAACCCCACGCUCACCUACUCAGUCCUCUUUCUGAAGAAACUGUGGUCAACCACGGUGGUGGGGCAGGAUCCGCGCGCCGAUUGCAUGUUCCAUUACCAUCAGGAGCUGCCCAAGCUGUUGCGAGGCUACCACAAGUGCACUAAGGAGGAGGCGGUGCAGCUAGCCGCCCUCCAAUACCGUGUCCGCUUUGGCGACGACAAGAAGGAGUUUGGCUCCAUCCCGCAGUUCCUGCGCGAGCUCGUGCCCUUUGAUUUAAUUCAAACCAUGAAUCCGGAGGAGUGGAAGAAGGCCAUUGUUCUGGCCUUUAACAAGCACUCGGGUAAGAGCCGCGAUGACGCCAAGAUCUCCUUUUUGAAGAUUAUCCAGCGCUGGCCGACGUUUGGCAGCGCCUUUUUCGAGGUCAAGCAGACCACCGAGCCCAAGUAUCCGCAGCAGCUGCUCAUUGCCAUCAACAAGGCCGGCGUGAACUUGAUCAACCCGAAGAACAAGGAAAUUAUCGACACCUACCCUUUUACCAAAAUCUCAAACUGGAGUUCUGGUGGCACAUAUUUCCACAUGGCCAUCGGUAACCUGGUGCGCGGGUCGAAGCUGCUGUGCGAGACGACUCUUGGCUACAAGAUGGAUGACCUUUUGACCUCUUACAUCUCGCUCAUGCUUGCGACCAUGAACAAGAACAAGAAGCGCAAGCCAUCUGUUCGCCAGUAG